GGAUGAGAUCCCUGAAACACCUAAAACAUCACUCCAGGAACAAUGCGGCAGAGAAACAAGGCACUGUCUGAAGGAAGCAGACAAGACUCUCCUGGCAUCCUUUGAUGUCAGUUUGGCACACCCAAGCCUAAAGCCUACAGUAUUUCACAAAAGAGGAGGAAAGCGGCCAAAUGGUGCGGACCUACUCAAAGGUGACUGAAGGCCAAAUGGAUGUGGGCACACAGACGGAACCCGUUGUGGUUCUCUCUCUAGCUCAGGCUGCCGUUCUCGGACUCAUUUCCCAAAAUGAAAUUUUCGGGGCCACGAUUGCUCCAAAUGGCUUUUACACAGGGGAGUCCAAAGAAGGUCCACCUCCACCAUCAGAGGCAAUGGAGUACGAGUACGCUGACCAACUAAUAGGCGCCAAUGGAGACUACCUGCCUGAACCUGUUGGGGAACCGGAGCCUCAUGUUAACGCUAGUCAGAGGAGACAGCCAGGCCCACAUGGGAGGACCAAGAGACUCAGGAGUGAUGGGGAGAUGGUAGCAUCAGAGGUUAAAGGUGAACUGAUUGAGUCAGAUACGCCUCCUUCUUGCAUUCACUUGAGCAACAAGUGUCGCCCUGCAAAGCAAGAGGAUGUCAUUGCAAACAAACAAGGUUCUAUGAAGGAAGAGCAGCUCUGCGGAAACUCUCCUUGUGUGAAAGGAACACAAGCAGAUGGAGCGCUAGCACAGGAACAAAAGGAAAGCUCUGGUAGGAACAGGAAGGAAGAGGAGUCAGAGCCAGUAGAGGAGGCUCUAAAUCUUAAGACCAGUCGGGAGACUGCUGAACCUCCGGAGAACAAAUAUUAUGAACCUAAUGAGGCGGCUUAUGAGUCUGCUGACAUGGCGCUGCCCGGGGAGUAUGAAGAGAACGGUCAGGCCAUGCUGUGGUCCGAUCCAGAGGGACUCGCCAGGCGAAUGCAGAUAGACCGACUGGACAUCAACGUACAGAUUGACGAAUCUUAUUGCGUGGACGUGGGUGAGGGUCUAAAACGCUGGAAGUGCCGUAUGUGUGAGAAGUCAUACACAUCCAAAUACAACCUCGUCACUCAUAUCCUGGGCCAUAACGGAAUUAAGCCACAUGAAUGUAUCCACUGCGGGAAGCUCUUCAAGCAGCCGAGCCACCUCCAAACUCAUCUCCUGACCCACCAGGGAACUCGACCUCACAAGUGCACUGUUUGCGAGAAGGCCUUCACGCAGACCAGCCACCUCAAGAGGCACAUGCUGCAACACACCGAUGUCAAGCCCUACAGUUGUCGCUUCUGCGGCCGCGGUUUCGCCUACCCCAGCGAGCUGAGGACCCACGAGAGCAAACACGAGAACGGUCAGUGCCAUGUCUGUACGCAGUGUGGCAUGGAGUUUCCCACCUAUGCGCACCUCAAGCGCCACCUGACCAGCCAUCAGGGCCCCACCACGUACCAGUGCACCGAGUGCCACAAGUCAUUCGCUUAUCGCAGCCAACUGCAGAACCACUUGAUGAAGCACCAAAACGUACGGCCCUACGUUUGCCCGGAGUGCGGCAUGGAGUUUGUGCAGAUCCAUCACCUGCGACAACACGCCCUCACACACAAGGGCAUGAAAGAAUUCAAGUGUGAUGUCUGCGCAAGAGAGUUCACCCUGUCCGCCAACCUUAAGAGACACAUGCUGAUCCAUGCCAGCGUGAGGCCCUUCCAGUGCCACGUCUGCUUCAAGACCUUCGUCCAGAAGCAGACCCUCAAGACGCACAUGAUUGUCCAUUUGCCCGUAAAGCCGUUCAAGUGCAAGGUGUGCGGCAAGUCCUUCAACAGAAUGUACAACCUCCUGGGCCACAUGCACCUCCACGCUGGCAGCAAGCCUUUCAAAUGCCCUUACUGCAGCAGCAAGUUCAACCUGAAGGGCAACCUCAGCCGGCACAUGAAGGUCAAACACGGCGUCAUGGACGGCACGGUAGAAGGACGCGAGCCGCCUCAAGACGCAGAAGGCCAGGAGAACUAUGAGGAGGAGAGCUUUGAAUUCAGCGAGCGAGAGAACCGGGCGAACACCACCACCACCACCAACACACCCGACAUUGCUAAACUGUCUCAAAUGGAGUAUUACAGCGCCUAUGGGAAGGGAGCAGGGCGCUGUAGCACUGCAUGACUUAGCAACAUGAUUUAUUUUAUUUUUUUAAAGAGCUUGUUUUGUUCUUCAGUCUAAACUGCACAUUCAUAUGCACUGGAAUUAGGAAACUACUACUUGUCCAAUUACAUUCACUGGCUUCAAGUAGGUACAACUGCAGUGGUGUAGCACUACAUGUAUCAAGCUAAAGCAGGGGUGUUCAAAGUGUGGCACAGUGAGCCUUUCAUCAGAGAACUUAACAACUGGGGCCUCCCCCAACUAGCCAAAUUAUUUUUUUCGGAACCCAGACUUAGUUUAACAGCGGAACUGAAAAUCAAUUCAUUUAGCCUUUGACAUAAGAAGUGAGCUUAGCAGGUUUGAAACGUUUUUCUUUUUCUUUCAAGCUGCUGCACCCUGAAAACCCUUGAUCUGAAGUAACAAACAAUAGAAACACUCCUCAGUAUGACGCCUUUCAGUUCUACGAGGAUAAUAAAUACAGUACAUCAAAUAGAGGGACUGUCUGCAAUUGUGAUGCGGCCACUAGAGGGUGCUAACUUUCAAAUGUACAGUAUGUACAGUCAUGGCCAAACGUUUUGAGAAUGACACAAGUGUUUGUUUUUUGGUUUUCACAAAGUUUGCUACUUCAGUGUUUUUAGAUCUUACUAUGUUGUUCCCUAAGCCAUUUAGUUAUGUCUUUUGUCUUUGAAAAAGGCAUGGUUCAUCACUAAACUGUUCUUGCAUGGUUGGGAGAAGCUCUCGGAAUUUUUUUUUUCCAUUUUUUUACCAUUUUUUAUUCAUGGCUGUUUUUUUCGGCAAAAUUGUGAGUGAGCCCACUCCAUUGGCUGAGAAGCAACCCCACACAUGAAUGAUUUCAGGAUGAUUUACUGUUGGCAUGACACAGGACUGAUGGUAGCACUCACGUUUUCUUCUCUGGACAAGCAUUUUUUCUGGAUGCCCCAAACAAUGGGAAAGGGCAGUCACCAGAGAAAAUGGUUCUACCCCAGUCUUCAGGAGUCCAAUCCCUAUAUCUUUUGCAGAAUACCAUUCUGCACCUGAUGUUUUUUCCUGGAAAGAAGUGGCUUCUUUGCACUCUUGGCACCUGGCCAUCUUCCAGAAGUCUUCACCUCAGUGUGCGAGCAGAUGCACUCACACCUGGCUGCUACCUUUCCUGAGCAAGCGCUGCACUGAUGGUGCCCCGAUCCCACAGCCAAUCAACUUUUGGAGACAGUCCUGACGCUUGCUGGAAUUUCUUGGGCGCCCCGAAGCCUAUUUCACAACAAUUGAAUCUCUCUCCUUGACGUUCUUAAUGAUCUGAUAAAUGGUUGGUUUAGGUACCAUCCUACUAGCAGCAAUAUCCUUGCCUUUGAAGCCCCUCUUGUGCUAAGCAAUGAUGCCUGCAUGUGUUUCCUUGCAGGUAACCAUGGUUAACAGAGGAAAAACAAAGAUUUGAAGCACCACCCCCUUUUUAAAGCUUCCAGUCUGUUAUUCUCACUCAAUCAGGAUUCAGGGUCCGACUCAUCUCCAGCUUUUGUCCUUGUCAACACGCUCACCUGUGUUAACCAGAGAAUGACUAACAUGAUGCUAAUUGGUGCUUUUGUGGCAGGGCUGAAAUGCAGUAGAAAUGUUUUAUGGGGAUUAAGUUUAUUUUCAUGACAAAGAGCGACUUUGCAAUUAAAUGUCAUUAAUCUUAUCACCAAUUACAUUCUGAAGUAUAUAUGCAAAUUGCCAUCAUAAAAACUGAGGCAACAGACUUUGUGAAAAUUAAUAUUUCUGUCAUUCUCAAAAUUGUUGGCCAGGACUGUAAACUAUGCAUAACAUACACACACACACACACACACACACACACACACACAGGAGCCUUAGCUAAACUCUGGCGGUGUGAAGGUGAUGUAGAUGUCAGAACAUCCUUCUCAUAUUUUCAUAUCUAAAGGCACAGGACAGGUGCAACAUUAAAACAUUUAAAUUAAUAUUGCUUCUCUGGUAGUGCUUCUAUACAUGUACACGAAGCAGCCGCGAGUGACAGCCAUGAACACCAAUCAUCUUACUCAAGUCGGAUGACCAUUUCUAUUCAAUUUAAUUCCAUUUUUAACAAUACAGACCCCCCCAGCCAGUUGCAAACAGUCUCGUUAAUACUUCAGUGAGAGGGUCCAGGCGGGUGUAUGUAAUGAGCUGUGUUUAUUGUUGUUAAAAAAUAUAUAUUUCAAAUUGUAAGUGCACUGCAAGUGUGACUGCCAACGACGGGGAAAUAUGUAAGGUGUCACCAUAAACAUCAUCUGAGCCUAAUGUCAAAAAGCACAUUUGAUAAUACAUGCGUCUUACUGCACUGACAAAUUCAGACAAUCCUGAUCUCUCUCUAUUGUAUGUAAACUAAUAGAAGAGGUUUGAAAGGGGUUAUUACAUAUUUUACUUCCCAAAGCUUAACUUUGGUUGUACUGUGAUAAAUUAAAAAUGAUGUCUGCAAAAUGACCUAAAUGCCACUUGACUUAUAAAUCUGUUUUACUGUAUAUUAUUAUUAUUAUUGUACAGAAUGUCAUCAGUACUCAAUGCACUGACAUCACUAUGUCGACUUUUUUGGUUCUGCAUUAACAUGUCAUCUUUGUGUUGAUCUCUUUCAUCUCAAUGUUAUUGUUUCAGUGGAAUGUUUCAAAAUGCUAUUGGAAAUAGAAAAACUAAAAACAAGUGAGCCAUGCUACCAAAUCUGAGAUAAUCUUGCAGUUUAUGAGCACCGCCACUGUCCGGUUAAGGUGGGACACUGGAUUUCUGUAGGUCCAAUUGCAGACCUUGUGAAAUUGUUUUCAUGUUCUCCUCCCACUCAUUUGUAAUCUCUAGCAGCAGUGAAGCAGCUUCUCUUUCCUCAAAGACGAGGCUUCUGCAUUUUCCAACAGCAAUGGAAACCUGGCUUUUCCCUAAUGGAUGAAUCUCAACAUGGAAUUAUCCUAAAAAAAAAAAAAAAAAAAAGUCAAGACAGAAAUAUUAAGUGCCCUCGUGUGUGUGAGGCCCCCACCAUCCAUCACGUUAUGCGCUGGUCUCAAAGUGAUGAACGACAACCUCCCAACAUGUGACAGGGCCAUGGACCUUGUGGAAAAUAAUUUGGGAAGCAUGCAAUAUAUUGAGUUUUAGGAGAGUUUAGCUUCUCAAAAAACUCACACAUGCAAUGCUGCUCAUUCUUAAAAAAAAAAAAAAAAUUAAAUGCCAAAUUGGCGUGUCUUUGUUCAUUCAGUAAUUUUUUUGUGAUGAAACAUGAAAGGGCUGUUUUGGAAAAAAUUCUAUCCGACUAAGAAUAAGAAUGCCUGGAAAAAAAAACAUAAGUGCAUAGCGGUUUGCAGAUGUCUGGCAGAGAGUGGCUUUCCAACUUAAACGUCUCUUUGUCACAUGCAAAGGAAUUAAAUCACAAAACAUCACAGAAGGAACCAGAUUCCAUGGUGCCGGUGUGCCUCAGGAAAGAAGGUACUGUACAGCAAAAAAAAGAUACAAGUCAUCCUUAGUUUAUUGCGGUUAACUGGUUCCACACCAGACCGGGAUAAAUGAAUUUCCGCCAAGUAGGAUUCAAUAUUAAUGGAAUAUUUUCAGAGUUCAGAGAAUUUCACUCGGCAGGACAGUGACUUUGAAUAAUGUAAAUGGGUUUCUUGUAUAGCACUUUUCCACCUCCAAAGGACUCAAAGCGCUUUGCCCCUGUUAGCACAUUUACCUACUAAUGACAUCAGGAACCACUGUGGGUUCAGUAUCUUGCCCAAGGAUAUUUCGGAGGAUCGAACCCGCAACCUUCAGGAGACGACCACUCUACCACCUGAGCGCUGCCGCCCCCAAACACCCUGUCACGAAGGUUCCAUUGAAAAAUGAAUGGACCAGAGGUGACGUCCAUUAUGUGCAGGACACAAGAGGCAACCACCGCUAUGAAUGUAGCAUGCUAGGGAGCAAACAAGUCAGCCUCCGAAUUGGUUAUUCUAAACUUAAAAGGGUUUGAGAGUGCGGAAGAAUGACAAGGUAAGAAGCCGAAACCGUACCACUUCCACACGGAAUGGGAGAAAAAAAAAUAUUCCCACUAGGUCAUGUCGGAUAUGCUAUGGCUGACUCCAUGCAGUGUGAAGGUAACCUAAUAGCGUCAUCAAUGUAACUUUACUGACACCUAGUGACUAGAAUACUACAUAACCAGUCUUUCAAUAUUUUUUUGACAAAUAGUCCAUAGUCAACCGAAUAACUAAACUAAUGUAGCGAGGUAUGACGGUACUUGCUGAGACCCCUGCCAGUUCUUACAAGGGGAUAGUACCUAAAGAGAAAGCCUGAUCAAAUAGCAUUUUGCUUGAGCUCACCUAAUGGUUGUCAUACUUAUGCUACAGCCAAUCCCCUGCUUAGAGGUUAAUCACGUUACAUAUAAUACACGUGUUGAGAUAUGAGAAUUCAAAACCUACAAAGAGUUAUAAAAAUACCAAUAACAGAAGAUGACAUGACAAGUUAUGACUUGCAAAAGUUAUGACAAUAACAUUUUGUACUGUACAUAAACGGUUUGGUUUUCAAAGACCUCCCAAGAUGUAGUGUGGGUCAAACAAAAGGGUUUAUUGGCAAGUACGAUGGACAUAAGCUGCAGUCUUGCCUCAGGCAUUACACAGUAUUGAAUACAGUACUUCACAUUACAAAAAUAAAACCUUGCAAGACAUUGGACAAAAGAUGUUAGGGAGGCAUUGAGUGGUGGGGCAAAUCUCAAGCCUUUAAUAACCUAAUAAAAGACUACAUAAUUCUAUAGAUAACAAGUAUUCUGUUGUCCUUCAGAUGAAAAUGCGUGCGACUUAAGUGACCUUUUAAGUUAAAAAUGAGGUACAAAAACAGAAGAGACAUUGCCAUCUCCAUCUUAUAGCUAUAGUCUUUUCUUCAAGUGCUUCACUUGCCCAGGGCUUUAUCUAGGUUUGUCUUGAUUGCGUCAAGGAAGUCUGUAGUGUUGACAUAGUGCUCGUUCAGCUUCACGCUGUGUGGGAGAGACGAGACAGAACACAAAACAUGAUAAAAUCGUUAACAUGCUUUAUAUAUUUGAUGGAGAAUCUCUCCCGAUGUUCUGAACUCUUUCAAUGCCAGUGUUAUAUGAGCAGAAUAAUGCCGCCUGUAGGAGUAAUGCCACAGCAGAGGUCUGCAUGGACUUACAGUAGCUUAAGUUCCCCACAGCUGA
Molecule: messenger RNA, 7254 nt
Organism: Dunckerocampus dactyliophorus (ringed pipefish)
Lineage: Eukaryota; Metazoa; Chordata; Actinopteri; Syngnathiformes; Syngnathidae
Gene: znf710a
Product: zinc finger protein 710a
Exons: 6
Coding region: 171-2138 (655 amino acids)
Biological process (GO): regulation of transcription by RNA polymerase II
Cellular component (GO): nucleus
Molecular function (GO): RNA polymerase II cis-regulatory region sequence-specific DNA binding; DNA-binding transcription factor activity
Source: RefSeq, a predicted model, not a curated record